Molecule: messenger RNA, 3528 nt
Organism: Sinocyclocheilus anshuiensis
Lineage: Eukaryota; Metazoa; Chordata; Actinopteri; Cypriniformes; Cyprinidae
Product: vacuolar fusion protein MON1 homolog B-like
Exons: 7
Coding region: 428-2209 (593 amino acids)
Biological process (GO): vesicle-mediated transport; protein targeting to vacuole
Cellular component (GO): Mon1-Ccz1 complex
Source: RefSeq, a predicted model, not a curated record
CAGCGUUUUCAACGUCAAGCUUCCUGGAGCACCGGCGGCUGAGUCAGUUUCGCUGAGCGAACGCUAAGAAUGAUCUUGGUUUUGAUUUAUCGUUAAUAAUUUAUUUAAUCAGACAUGAAUGUAAUUAUGACGAUUAGUGAAUCAGUUCACGAGAGGAAUAAUUUAUCGCGGGAGAUCAUGAGCUUUUCCCAUAAAUAACGUAGACUAGCCCAAGUUUCUGUCCUGUAAUCUGCUUGCUAGCUCUGUGAUUUGAACCAGUCCUUAUUAUUGCGAUUAAUAGUCAUUCAUCAUUAUUAAAGUUUCUGCGGCAGACGACGUGCGUGACGGUGUUCAAACUCCAGGAGCGCUGCAGAUAUGGGAUAACAUCAGUAAUCAGAUUAAACGGGUUUAGACUUCACAUUUGUACACGAACUGUUUGCAUGUUGACAUGGAUCAGAGGAGUCAAGACAGUGGAAAUAUGGAGGAGGUGAAGAUAUGUGAUCCAUCCAUCCUUCCACAAUAUCUGGAUCAGACAGAUGUUGCGUACUCAGAUAGUGAUGUCCCAUCAGAAAACCAUUGUGUGAAUGAAGAUCACUGGAUGCCUUCAGACCCAGAGGGGCUCUUGGAGUCAGCAGACCCUACAUCAAUAGAGAGCAGCCAGCCACAAGAGCCUUCAACAGAUAUGCACAAGCUCCACAUCGAUGAAGACCGGUCUCUGUGUGCCGGUGGUUCAGAGAGCGAUUCUGGGAAAGCAUCUGAGGACUCUGCAUUAGCGGACAAUGGCCAUGAUGACUUGGGUGAGUUUGUCGUAACCAUGUUAGCCCGGGGUAAGAUCGAAGAGCAGGGAUUGGAUAUUAAAGAAGUCUCGUCCCCUUUAUCUGAGAACGGCACACCUCUGGGACCUCCCUCGCACAGGAACGAGGAUGUGACGGCGGAUAGUUGGAGACAGCACAGGAAGCAUGUGUUUGUGCUGAGCGAGGCUGGGAAGCCCAUCUACUCCCGAUAUGGAAGUGAGGAGGCGCUGUCCUCCACCAUGGGAGUGAUGAUGGCCCUGGUGUCCUUCGUACAAAGUGGAGACAACAUCAUUCGUUCAGUCUACUCCGAUGAGCACACGGUUGUGUUCAUGCAGCAGGGUCCUCUGGUGCUGGUGUCCGUCUCCAGCAGCCGUCAAUCAGAGCAGCAGCUCUGUAACGAACUGCUCUACGUCUACAACCAGAUCAUCAGCAUGCUCACACAGGCCAGCAUCACCCGCAUCUUCGAGCACAAGAAGAACUAUGACCUGCGUCGUCUGCUGGCCGGCUCGGAGAAGAUUCUCGACGGCCUCCUUAACCUCGUGGAUUCAGACCCCAGCUUCCUACUCUCCGCCGUGCACUGUCUUCCCUUGGCCUCGUCUCUCAGGGACUCCCUCAGUCAGAUUCUCCAGAAGGCCAUCACACCCAACCUGGUCUUCUCCAUCCUCAUAGCCAAGAACCAGCUGCUCGCCAUAGUGCAAGAGAAGAUGGUCAUCGACGAUGCCCGACUGGAGCCUGCUGACCUCCACCUGCUACUGAACCUCAUCGGGGCCUCGUCCGCCUUCCAGGCUGGGGAGAUCUGGACGCCCAUCUGCCUGCCCAGUUUUAACCCUGACUGUUACUUUUAUGCGUACAUCUCAUAUCUGGACCCUCCUGAAUGCACGGUUUGUCUGGUUCUUCUCUCUACCGAUAAAGAGGCAUUUUAUUCGGUGGCCGAGUGUAAGAGGAAGAUCGAGGAGGCUAUGCAAACACAGAAUGCGCUCAACUCCAUAGCGAAAGCUCAUUCGUACAGCGUUAGUCAGGUGGGAGUAUCUGACCUCAGGCAUUUCAUGUACAAGCCUUUUGAUGUGCCCGACAACCAUCGCCAGCUAACACAGUUCACCAGCCCAGAGAUGGAAGCCCCUUACGGCAGUGAGGAGGAGCGGAUGAGACUCCUGGACCUGUACAGGGACAUGCACAGCCGAAUCCACAGCACCUCACGCCCCCUCAAGCUCAUCUACCACGUGGCCGAACGUGAGACUCUGCUGGCCUGGGUCACGAGUAAAUUUGAGUUGUAUACAUGCUUCAGCCCCCUUGUCACAAAAACCUGUGCCAUCAAUGCCAUCACUAAACUGCUGCGCUGGAUCAAGAAGGAGGAAGACCGUCUGUUUAUCCGAUACCCUCCGAAAUACUCCACCACCCCCAACCCCAGUAAGAGCUCUAAAGCAGAUGCACACUGACCAGACCAACCCGCUGCGAUCUGACCGCUAAAAUGGCAGGACGUGCAUCUCUGCAUUCGAACUUAACUCAGUUUAGUAAUGUAAUGGAGAUGAUUCUAAUCUGCCAUGGGUUAAUAAGUUACGUAAAGCUGCUGUUUUUGUUUUUUUACUAUUUGACAGACACAUCUUGGACUGGAUCUAAUUUUAUGUGGAAGAAAAACAAAUCACAUUUUGUGGACGUUAUAAACUCUUUUAUUCCAGAACAGAACACUUUGAGCUUUACGUAGCAAAAGGCCCAAUCAAAUGUGGAUUUUCUCCUUCUCAACUGAUGGCAGUGAACAAUUAUUGAGGCUAUAACUGGAUUGUUUUAUAGACAUUUAAUUGCAUAAAUUAGAAAGUUUAUGGUACAAAAUUAAAAGAUCAAAAUUGGUUAAUGAAGAAGAUGAGCUGUUCAUCAUGGUCUAAACAGCUUUCUGACAAAGUCUCUAAUUUAGCAUGGCUGCUGGAGCUGUGCAUUGUCACACUGCACUUUUGUUCAUUGUACUUGUGAUGUAUUCUUUUAAAGGUUUCCUUUGACUUUUUGUCUUAUAUGGUUUUCUACUUGAAACCAAACCCUGCUUAAUUUUAAAGAAAAUAACAUGAUCUGAAACAUCAGAAGAUCAUAAAAUUCAGUCCUUACUAUGGGAUUAAUGUUCUUUAAUUUCUGUCUUGGUUAGGUUACUGCACAAUACUGCUGUAUGUUUGUUUGUUUGCUGUUUGACAUGCCAGUCAUGAAUAGUGACAUUUAUUCCUCUGGCAUGUGCACUAUGACGUCAUAUCUAAUAAGAUCAAAACCACUGGGCAUAACAGUAAAAUCCUCAUUGUAUGAUAUUUAGAGAACUACAUACUUGGAAUUUUUUUUUCUUCUGGAAAACAAAUUUGUAUUCAAGAGGAGUAAUAUAUUGGUGCUGUAAUAAAUCUUGAGGUUGCUCAAAGUACAUGUAUUUUGAGAUCUUAUUUACUUACAUGAAGGCUAAAUUUAGUGCAAGUGCGGGAUCGAGAUGUAUUACUCAAGUUCAACUUGUAAACACAGAUGACAGGGAAACAUCAGCUCGACAGUGUUUUUAUUUCUCGUUUGAGAAAAUACUGUUGCAGACAUUUUUUUGUUCGGUACAAUUAGCUGUUUUCACAGGCUUUAAAAAACAUUUCUUUUUUACUCUGCAUACAUGAUCUAAGAGACUACGUAGUAUUUUAUUCUAUAAUGUUCGUUCACUGUAGACCACUAAGGAACAAUUGCAUUAAAGCUGUAAUGCUUUCUGAAUAAUAUAAAGCUCAACAGAGCUGUUAAAUUAAACCUUCUC